UGGUCUUGAUUUGGUGUUCCUGCGAACGAGCGGACGGGCUGCCGGGUCGCCGCGCGUAAAGCCUGGCUUAUCAUAUGUGAUAGGCGGGUCGGGGAUUCGGCUCCCUCAGCUUUAAUCCAGCCGAUUUAGCCUCUAAUGAAAAAAUGUUUACUUAGCCUUGGAGUCCUUCCCCGUCGUGACCUCACCGGGCCGCCCCUGCAGUUGAAUGGGAUCCCUCAUCGCCUCCUGUCUGUCGCUCGUUUUGGCACCGACUGUCUCUGCCGCUGCUCCAAAGCCCUGAUUUUAGGAUCUGCGAGCUUUUGGUUUCUCAGAUCAGUUCAUUAAUGGUUUGAUGCGAAAUCCGCCUGUGUGAUCGGCAGCAGAGCGACGACGCCUGAUCUCCAGCAGCCUGCGCUUCAGGGCCUUGGCCAUGGGGGCAUCCAAGAGUAAGCCCAAGGAUGUAAGCCAGCGAACUCGCAGCCUUGACGGCAACCUCAGCUCCGGGGGAGGGGCUGGCGGCCACCACCUCAACUCCAACCAGCCGUCUUCAACACCCAAUCGUAGCCCGUCUGCGGAUGGAGGUCUCAGUGGCAACUCGUCUAUGGCCAAUAACGCAGAGCUGGCCCUGUUCGGAGGUGUGGACAAUAAUAGUGUCACCUCUCCCAACAGAAUCACACUAGCCGGAGGCGUGACGACCUUCGUGGCAUUGUACGACUAUGAGUCCAGGACGGCCUCAGAUCUGUCUUUCAGGAAGGGUGAACGCCUCCAGAUAGUCAACAACACGAGGAAGGUGAAUUGCAGAGAGGGGGACUGGUGGCUGGCGCGCUCCCUGACCACUGGAGAGAGCGGUUAUAUCCCCAGCAAUUACGUGGCUCCAUCCGACUCCAUCCAGGCAGAAGAUCAUCUCAGACUGAGUCUAGAGUCCAGGUGGUACUUUGGCAAAAUUACUCGCCGUGACUCUGAGAGGCUGCUGCUAAGUUUAGAGAACAGGAGAGGGACUUUCCUGGUCCGAGAGAGUGAGACCACCAAAGGUGCCUACUGUCUGUCAGUUUUGGACUACGACAACACCAAAGGGCUGAAUGUGAAGCACUACAAGAUCAGGAAGCUGGACAGUGGAGGCUUCUACAUCACAUCACGCACACAGUUCAGCAACCUGCAGCAGCUUGUCAAUCACUAUCGCAAGCAUGCCGACGGGCUGUGCCACAGUCUAACAGACAUUUGUCCUGUACUGAAGCCUCAGACUCAGGGCUUAGCCAAGGAUGCCUGGGAGAUCCCCAGAGAGUCCCUCCGUCUCGAUGUCAAGCUCGGACAGGGCUGCUUCGGCGAGGUCUGGAUGGGAACAUGGAACGGUACAACACGGGUGGCAAUAAAAACUCUGAAACCCGGCACGAUGUCCCCUGAGGCCUUUCUCCAGGAAGCUCAGGUCAUGAAGAAACUGAGACACGAAAAGCUGGUUCAGCUCUAUGCUGUGGUGUCUGAGGAGCCGAUCUACAUUGUCACAGAGUACAUGGGACAAGGCAGCUUACUGGAUUUCCUGAAAGGUGACAUGGGUAAGAUGCUCCGCCUCCCACAGCUGGUGGACAUGGCCUCACAGAUUGCUUCAGGGAUGGCCUACGUGGAGAGGAUGAACUAUGUGCACAGGGACCUCAGAGCCGCCAACAUCCUGGUGGGAGAUAACCUGGUGUGCAAAGUGGCCGAUUUUGGUCUGGCUCGCCUCAUUGAGGAUAAUGAAUACACUGCUAGACAAGGAGCCAAGUUUCCCAUCAAGUGGACGGCUCCUGAGGCUGCUCUGUACGGCCGCUUCACCAUCAAAUCUGACGUGUGGUCGUUUGGGGUCCUGCUGACUGAACUGGCCACUAAAGGCCGGGUGCCCUACCCAGGUAUGGUGAACCGCGAGGUGUUAGACCAGGUGGAGCGUGGCUACAGAAUGCCGUGCCCAGCAGAGUGCCCUGAAUCCCUGCACGACCUGAUGCUGACCUGCUGGAGAAAAGAGCCUGAGGAGAGGCCCACUUUUGAGUAUCUGCAGGGCUUCCUGGAGGAUUACUUCACCUCCACAGAGCCUCAGUACCAGCCAGGAGAGAACCUGUAACUGGGCUGAGCAUGGAAAUGUGCAUGUGUCAUGCAUGUGCAAAACUGAGCAUGUGCAUCUACUUCAGAGUGUGUGGACCAGAGUGUGUGUGAGUGUGUGUGUGUGUGUGUACAGUAUAACGGGGCAGAAAGCCGACUGCAUUCUGGGUACAAUCAGUAACUCUCUGACAUGAAGGAGUGUCAGUGGGACAUUAAAGCAAUCAGCAACAUUCAGUUCCUACCUGUUUCCAAAGUCAGCGUGACGCUCUGCAACAUGUCAGCUCUGAGGGGCUGUUUUCAAAGGAAAACACUAAGCUGUGGUGGUAGAAUUUGACUUUAUCCUUCAGUACUUUGCUGUAUUGUUUGUCAGUCAAAUCAGCGCCUCUCGCAGUCGAGCAGGUUUUUCUACCUGCCUCGUGUUUGCAGGCCGCCCUGAUGCCACACAUUUCCCAUGCGCUCUUCCUGUGCUAACUUACCCGACUGAUCCGCUUCAGGUGCACUGCAGGUGACACUGACUGCAGGUUGGUCCAACAUGAGAGGCCAGAGGAUGAAUGUUGGAUACAAGUAUUGUCCCGCUAACGGCUUCGUGUCUGUUUGUACUACAUUUACUUUGGGAUACACACACGCUGUCUUCCAUUUUGUCACCUGAGAAGCAAUUAAUAAGGACGUAAAAUAGUUUUCCGGGAUAUUAUCAGUCUUAUUUUUGUUUUUAAUCCUGGAUCAACUGGAAUAUUUUGAGGUUAACAGUUGUUUUGUUUUUUGUUUUUUUUUAAUUUUGUAACUGUGCUUCUCCCUGUGCAACAUUGCCGCUAGUUUCCCCAACUGCUGUGAGAUUUUGUAGAAGACUAACACACACACUCUCUGAUUCCUGUCAGAAGACAAACUGCUUUGUGGCUGUGAUCAACAUAACAGCUCAACACAAAGAGGGGAAGAGGCAGGGUCUGUGUCUCUGCUUUCUGAUUGACUACUGAUCGCUGAGGCUCAUCUCAGGACGGCGAAGAGGACUUUUGUGCCAAUGAAAAUCUCUUUUGUACUCUCUCCUGCUGUGUGUUUUACUGCUCUGAACUUUUCUUACCAUGAAGUCUGAGUCAUGUGAGCAGAGAUUCUGCUGUCCUCCUUCUCAAAAGAUGAUCUGCGGUUGUGACAUCCAGCGCCUGUGCACCAGUACCAAGCAGCUCAGCAGCGUGGUCACAAGGUGCUGAUUUGUUUUCAAAUUAAAACCAGGUGAACUAUUUCUCCUUUCAGUUCUGACCGUCGUUAAUAUGAAGAUUUCUAAUUUAAAUCAGCUUCAGCAUCCCCCUAAUGAGUGCAUCUUUGAGCACGAUCGUACACUGGAGACAUUUUGUUGGAUACAUGAGCAGCAGAGUGAAACUGUUACUGCUGGUUGUGGUUAUGUCUUCCUCCUGCCUGUAGGGGGCAGUGCAGAAAGCCUUCCCAUAAACAGCAUGUUAUCGCAAACGAUUUGGCAUCCUCAAACUUAACUGUAAAUAUCCUUAAUGCUAAUAUUUUUUUUUUGUAUAUAUCAUCUUUAUAAUUUAUUCCUUUUCCGAUAACCCAAUUGUUUAUUUUGCCUUCAGCAUCAUCGUUCGGACUUUAAUGUUGAUGGUACUUUUAUGGGUUAAAUAACAUCUGACAAUAAUGAUAUAAAUAUAUAUUCUAGAAACACUCUUACUUCUGUGAAACUUCUCUUGGUUGUACAUUUUCAGCAUGACUCACAGAGCUGGCGAGGUGAGCUGCUCUGCGUCCAUUACCACACGCCGAUCAUCUACCAGCAUCGCUCCUUCCCACAAUACAAUCAAAACCGCAAAUGUUUACAUCGUGAUAAUCUUCAAAUCGUUUUGGUGCUGCUCCAGAGGCUGGUAAAUGAAUCAGGUGUCGUUCUCCUCGAACAUGUCUGUUCCUCUGAGAACACCUGGUCAACACGGUGUGUGUGUGUGUGCUGCCCGGCGUGGACUCCCUAAAACACUCCUGAUUCUCAUUUAAUGAUUCCGUGCAGAAGAUGAUGUGACUGCCACAAACAGAAGGACUUUGUUAUCUGUGCACGCAGUGAACGCACUGGCCUGCGUGGCCGUGGUCCAGCGUCGUCCCCUUCUCGUCCUGUCCCGUCCCACUGAAGGUGUGGAACCGGUCAUCUUGUCUGUAUGCAGCCUGGCUUCCGGGCCAAGCUCGUUUGCUGUGGGGUUCUGUGGGUCUUCUUUCUGGCUAUGCAGAUAUUUUUUAAAUCUGUGAUAUUCCUAUAUACACUCUUUUCUACUGUAUUCAAUGGGAGUUUUCAGAUAAACGGCGCUUUGUUAAAUCCUACUGAAUAUUGUUCAAAUAUGAAUUAGUAUGUUUGAAUAAAAUUUGUACAUUGCCA
Molecule: messenger RNA, 4402 nt
Organism: Scatophagus argus
Lineage: Eukaryota; Metazoa; Chordata; Actinopteri; Scatophagidae
Gene: src
Product: v-src avian sarcoma (Schmidt-Ruppin A-2) viral oncogene homolog
Exons: 14
Coding region: 410-2068 (552 amino acids)
Biological process (GO): negative regulation of extrinsic apoptotic signaling pathway; cell adhesion; epidermal growth factor receptor signaling pathway
Cellular component (GO): extrinsic component of cytoplasmic side of plasma membrane
Molecular function (GO): ATP binding; non-membrane spanning protein tyrosine kinase activity; growth factor receptor binding
Source: RefSeq, a predicted model, not a curated record